This is a messenger RNA of Ahaetulla prasina, 1189 nucleotides long. It is a transcript of the gene SYPL1, whose product is annotated as synaptophysin like 1. The record is from RefSeq and is a predicted model, not a curated record. Gene Ontology annotation, cellular component: synaptic vesicle membrane; synaptic vesicle. The transcript is spliced from 5 exons. NCBI's taxonomy places the organism in Eukaryota, Metazoa, Chordata, Lepidosauria, Squamata, Colubridae. The coding region runs from base 27 to 731 and encodes 234 amino acids.
UCCUCCUCCUCCUCCUCUUGCAGAACAUGAGUGAUUUUCACCUGGAUUUGAGUCCCCUGAAAGAACCUCUAGGUUUCAUCAAACUUCUUGAAUGGCUCUUUGCGGUGUUUGCGUUCGCUUCUUGUGGAGGAUACAAAGGUGUCACCACACUUCUAGUUUCCUGUGACGGCGUGGUGAAUAAAACAGUAACAGCCUCUUUUAGUUACCCUUUCAGGUUGAACACGGUUGUCUUCACUUCGCCAGAUCCCACCCGCUGCAACGGCACUUGGACGGAUGUCUAUCUUGUGGGCAACUUCGCCUCCUCAGCCCAGUUCUUUGUCACGUUUGGCGUCCUCAUCUUCUUCUACUGCAUGACGGCCCUCGUGUUUUACCUUGGCUAUAUGCACGCCUAUCGGAAUGGUAGCAAUUUCCCAAUGAUCGAUUACGUUUUCACUCUCUGUGCGGUCUUUCUGUGGCUAGUCAGCACGGCUGCCUGGGCAAAAGCUCUAGUGGAUAUCAAAAUAUCGACCGGUCACCGCAUUACGGACGAAAUACCGGCAUGCAAAAUUGCUGGAUCCUCCUGUGUGUUUGCUUCGGUCACCAGCAUGGGAAGUCUGAAUGUGUCUGUGAUUUUUGGCUUGGUGAAUAUGAUCCUCUGGGGUGGAAACGCUUGGUUUGUAUACAAGGAGACUAGUAUGCACAAAUCUAACAGUAAUUCGCCAAAGUUCUACCCACCAACAUCAGGAAUCUGAACCGUUACAGAUUUAUGCUCAAAGGGCCGUGUUUCAUUUUGUUGACAAGUUUGAAUACACUGUAUUUCAAAAUAUUUUAUGAUUAACUUUCACAAAUAUACAAUUUGGAGGGGUGGGGGGGAAACGCCCGGUGUAGAUAGGAAAUGAGUCUUUUGAAAGAAUUUAUUCACCUUAAAUGAAUACUUGAGUCAAAUGCUUGGACAGCGUUGUCAUCUUAAGACAAGAAUUUUUGGGGCACAAAUACAUUUCCGUUGUAAUGAUCAACUGCAUUUGACAAUUCUUUGCCUGUAGAAUCAUACGCAAGUUACACUGUAUUUAGCAUUUUGUCACAAAAAGAGACUUGAAAUAAUAGUUGUGCAUUCUAUUGAGGGUUAGGAUUUGUCAAAUUCACUGUCUGUUUAAAACAGUUGCCUGAUUUAAAAAGUUUCCUCCGUAUUUUGUGUGUGUGUAUAUAUUUG